AUGUCCGAUCGGUUUUCUCGCGCCACAGAGAAGGUUAAAAUUAUCAUCAAGAUGAGAACCUGGUCGCCAAAACGCUCAAAGAAGGUGGAGGAUGGCUCCGGCCGCUGCUAUCUCAUGGAAUUACCCACCGAACUACUGCUCGAGAUUGUCUCCCACCUGACAGUUAUCCCGGAGGCAGCCCUUGCACUUACUUGCAAGCGCAUGUUCGCUAUCUCAGGCGAAAUUCUAUUCUCUAAAUCCCUCCGAUUUCCUCGCGACUUUGCGCCGCUCUUCCACCAUUACCGUAAUGGUCACAACUUUGUAACUCCACGAUGGUCAUUCCUCACAUUACUCGAGAACAGCCGCUGGAAGCUUUGCUCCAAGUGUCUGAAGCUCCAUCCCCGAGCCGCAUUCUCGCCGAAAGAGUUGAGACGCAAGCCAGACCAACGGACAUGCAAUAUUGGCGAAUUGGCAGGGAUUGUCGACCUUUGCCCAUGCAAGAAGAUUACUUUCCGGGAUAAGCUCGACCUCAUCGACCACGUUCGAGUACGACAGACUACCUUGCAAGCUUUGAAAUCAGAGUUUGGCAACGCCGUCGACGAACGUUAUUGUUGGCACACCUGCACCGAGCAGUAUGGUCCAACAGAACUGAAGACAUCCUUGUUCCCAGAGCUCGACCACAAAAACGAGCUUAUUCUCCGCACGGAAUACCAGCUUACCACCGAACCGGGUCAAGUUGGCAAGGAAGAUUUCAUGACGCCUCGAUUCGGAUGUGCACACCGAUCAGCUGAUCUUUGGCUGUCAAGUGUCUACCAAACCACCAUCUGUCGUCUCUUCGACUCAUUUUGCUCAUCUUGCAAGCGUAUCUCAGUUUGCAGUGCAUGUGACACAACGUUGAAUUGCCCACGGAAGCAGCCCUUCCACGCCGAAAAGUCCAACAGAGCGACAUAUUCCUUUUGGACCGAGCGUAAUCUCGGUGGCUCCAAUGUGGCCCCUGAUGUAGCGUGGGGAAACCAGAGAAUUCACCCGGCCGAACCAUCGAUCAGCGUCGAAAACUGCAACGAGCUAUGCCCCUGGACUGUCCGUGAACAUCCCGCGCUUUCUUUCACGCCGAGUUUGGGAGAGGAGAUCAUCGAUACUGCCAUGGGCAAUUCGCCUAUCAAUCAACUUUAUUCAUCGCUGCGCAAUCUUUAG
Penicillium nucicola is the source of this 1173-nucleotide messenger RNA. RefSeq lists its product as uncharacterized. Gene Ontology annotation, molecular function: protein binding. The record is from RefSeq and is a predicted model, not a curated record. Lineage: Eukaryota; Fungi; Ascomycota; Eurotiomycetes; Eurotiales; Aspergillaceae. The transcript has a single exon. Bases 1 to 1173 code for a protein of 390 amino acids.